AUCAGGGCUAGCAAGACGCCCCGUGGGAAGAAAUGAGUGAUUUUAACCCGCGCUCUACCCCCCUGCCCUCCCAACCAUUGGUCAGAGGCGCUGUGAGUUAGCUGGAGGGAAUUCGCAGAUCCUAGGCACCGGCGAUAGGCUCCGGGUCACCCCGGUCGGUGCAUUCCACCAAUAUAGAGGUAGAUGGCAGUGCAUGGCCGAUGAAGAUCGCCGCAUGACCCCUGUGACCUUGCGCAGACCAAGGAAUAUAAAGGUUCCACCUCGCCACCAUGUCGCCGCCGAGCACAGAACAUCAUCCCUUUGGCAACUUGCUGCAUCCUCUCGACUUGUGUUCGCCAUGCACUUUGAAGCCUAUAUCAAGAAGCUCACCAUCAUUCACACCGCUACGCCUGGGAAAGACACUGUUCAUCAGCUCCUGGCCUUCCGACAGAACGACGUCCUGCUCUCCCCCGAGAAGAACCCAGCGUACUCCCACCGUGGGAGCCACAAGGGUGGCAAAGAGCUCACCGAAGUCAAAGCUGUCAAGGGGGCCAAUCUGCAAACCGCAACUCAGCAGGAGCUUGACCGACAAGCAGCGAUAUUGAUCGAAAGUCUUGGGAAAGCCAUUGGGCAUGGGAUCGAUCACUUCACGCGGGAGGCCGUAAGACGACUCCAGAAUCACGACUGUAUCCUCAUUUACGAUACUAUCACCAUCAAAAAUCCCGAGGCAUGGGAGAUCAACAAGCCCAUCGAAUUCAAGACCCUCCGCGGCUUCCCUCAGGCCAGCAUUGGUCACCCGGAAUACGCACUAGAUCUCGUCGUCGUGAGGCACACCUAGGUAAAUUGAUGGAGGAAGAGAGACCCCCGUCUCUCAUCACCAUUUAUCCUCGUCUUCAGACAUGAGUAGACUCAGAAUCUGUUAGUGAAUGCCAAAGUCAGUGUCAAAUGUCAACGUCUAGUGCUCUGCCACGCGACGAUGCCGUAAUUCCCAGAAUUUCCAGACAUUCUCCGGCCGAAAUCCUCACUC
Kockovaella imperatae is the source of this 1006-nucleotide messenger RNA. RefSeq lists its product as hypothetical. The transcript is spliced from 4 exons. NCBI's taxonomy places the organism in Eukaryota, Fungi, Basidiomycota, Tremellomycetes, Tremellales, Cuniculitremaceae. Bases 194 to 817 code for a protein of 207 amino acids. The record is from RefSeq and is a predicted model, not a curated record.